UCCUCCUCCUCCUCCUCCUCUUCUACCUCCGCCUCGUCGUUAGCGGGCUGCGGGAAGUCACUCCGUCGCUGCGCGCGCGCUCGGGGAAUGGUGGUCGGCGGGUGAAGCUUCUCUCCGCACGGGAGACAUGGAGGACUCGGACAGCGCCGCGGAUGACGGACUGCUGGCCACCUGGCGCUGGAGCCGCAACGCGCGCGAGCAGGUUCAGCUGAAGCAGAAGAUCAGAGACCUGCCCGGUUUACUGAAGCACGGCUUACAUUUGAGGAAGAAGAGCCAGUCACCUGACACCGUCCCUGGACCAAGCACUGACGUCCACACCAAGUCCAAGCAGUCAUGCUCUCAGAGUUUUCCUUGCGCAGGCCGCGCACUGAGAAACGCAUUUCUGUCCCAUGGCCCGUAUCCAGCCAAAGACAAGAUCCACUUGGCACGGAUCAUCAGGAGGAGUUAUGUCGGUGUGGAGCUGGUGCAGUGGCUGCUGGAGCAGUGUGUAUUUGUCCAGUGCAGGAUGAUGGCAGCUCGGGUUUGGCAGGUGCUGCUGGAGCUCGGCAUUCUGCACUCAGUGGACCAGCGAGUGGUGUUCGAAGACUCCAACACGUACUACCAGUUCUCGUUUGAGGAGUGUGACGCGCAGGGCUGCGAGUUUCGCUCAGAGGAAGAGUGGCAGAACGGAGUCAGGCUGCUCAUGCAGCUCGUCCCCUACGUCCAGUUCAGGGUAGUCAGUCCUCCCGAAGAGGAUCCCGAAGGAAAACGGGAUAUCUGUGGAGAAAUUCUGCAGAUGAAAGCUUUGGAAAGGCUAACAUCCACGGUACAAAAUGAACUCGCUGCUGCACUGGCAAGGAAAGCGCGGAAAUCAAUGUCUGAGGACGACAGUUCGGAAGCAGGAGAAAGUUCCCCACAAGAACCACAGAAGCCAAUUGAAGACAACACCAAGCAGGGUGGUGUGUGUGCGCUGAGGUCCCCGGACGAGUUUUCUCGCCUGGAGAUGGUGCAGAGGCUGGCUAAGGAUGGCUGCCGCUUCCUCCAGAACCAGAACUACAGACUACCUGAGCGCUCCGCACAGGCACAGGGUGAGGGAGCGGUGCGGGUGUGUCUGAAGGAGAGGGGUCAGGAUGUGCUGGUGCUCCAGAGAGUGGCGUCUGAUCGAGCAUCGCCUCAAACAGCGGGAGGCGUCAAAGAGGACGACGGCGAUAGGAGGUAUGUGGUGGUGUCCGGGACGCCCCAUAAGAUCCUGGAGCACCUGCUGAGUGACCUGAGGCUGGACGAACACCAGGGGGCGACGGAAGGCAAAGAAGCCGAGAUGCUGCUGGAUGAUUUUUUGCUCACCUAUCUCGUCUUCAUGUCCACCAACGAUCUCUGCCAGGCACUGCUCGGCCAUUACUGCACUAAGCGCUGCCGUGGGAAGGAGGAAGGAAAGGAGGCCCUCUACAGGAAGAGGAAGGUCCUGCACCUCGUCUCCCAGUGGAGCUCUCUGUAUAAAGACUUCCUGCGGGAGGAGGAGCACGUCAAACUCUUCAUGAAGACGCUGUACCGCUACGUGCUGGAGGACGUCUAUGAGUUCCCCACGCUGGAGAAGGACCUAAAGGAGUUCCAGAAACUUUUGCGCCGCAGACACACUGUGGAUGAUUAUUCACCCCACCAAAAGAACAAAGCUCUUUUCCAGCAGCUGAGUCUGAGGGAGAACGGCAUCCAGCUCCGCGGAGCACACAGUGAUCACCGAGAAGUAAUGUGUCAUGUGUACGUGAGCUCUGACUCCUAUUUGAGUGUGAGAGUGAGGACGACAGUAGUGGCUCAGGAGCUCCUGCAUGUUGUGGCUCAGAGGAUGGAGAAACCUGUAGAGGACAUGGUGCUGGUGGCCCAGACCUACAGCGGAGAGAAACGUGUCCUUCAGCCUCAUGACUGCAUUUUCUCCGAGUCUCUGGCUCUUCCCGGGAGACUGAUGUCCUGCUGGAGAGACCUGAAUGAGAUUCUGCCUCCUCUAACAGACUGCGUGGAAUUGGCACAGCGGCCGUCACGUCUCCUCGGAAUCAACACGUGGGACGUGUCUGUGGCUCUCACUAACUUCGACUGGAGCCUCUUCAACUCCGUACACGAGCAAGAGCUGGUGUACUACACGUUCAGUCGGCAGGCGAGCAGUGGCCACACGGUGGCGCUGGAGCAGCUCCUGCAGCGCUGUAACGAGGUUCAGCAGUGGGUCAUGUCCGAGGUCCUGCUGUGUCCUUCACUCGGAAAACGAGUCCAGCUGCUCAAGAAGUUCAUCAAGAUCGCUGCACACUGUAAAGCACAGAGGAAUUUGAACUCCUCCUUUGCCAUCAUUAUGGGCCUCAACACAGCAGCAGUGAGUCGACUCAAUCAGACCUGGGAGAAAGUUCCUGGAAAAUUCAAGAAGCUUUUCUCCGAGCUCGAGUUAUUAACUGACCCGUCUCUCAACCACAAGGCCUACAGAGACACCUUCAGGAAGAUGAAGCCGCCCAAAAUCCCCUUCAUGCCUCUGCUGCUUAAAGACAUCACUUUCAUUCACGAGGGAAACAAAACAUUUCAUGAUAACCUCGUCAACUUCGAGAAGCUGCACAUGAUUGCAGACACCGUCCGUCACAUACGCCACUGUCAGACUGAACAAACCGGAAGCGAAGUUGCCCAGAGCGACAACGCGGACGUGAGAUCCAGCGUGCACUACCUUCACAUUAUUGACAAUCAGCAGACUCUGUUUGAGCUGUCGCACAGACUGGAGCCCAGGGCGUAACACCGCGUCCUGCUGGAUGUUCACGAGAAACGCGGCAGCAUCUUCGUACUCACGCGUGCGCUAAGUCUUUCUUUUGUCUUCGUAAACAGAUUCUCACAAAGGGAGAAUUCACGUCAAAUUCCUCAGCGCUGACUGAACAAACCGUCUCGUUUUGGUGGCAUGCGUUCGUUUGUCCACUAGAUGGAGAGGUUGAGCCUCUUCAUGAAUAAAUACCAAUAGGAGUGAGAUUAGGAUCCUGUGGUGUUUAUAAUGCCUCCGUAUAUUGUCUCCUCCGAGUCGAUAUGUGGACGAGCCAAAUGACACAACGUCAGACGUAUGAAGAUUUUUGAAGUUGCUACUUUUUCAAUGUUGUUCUACAGCACAUCUGGUUUCCUGGAGCUCCACACCGGAGUGUACUGUGCUAUUAUUUUAUGUAUGUGUCAACUAUAUUACAGUUGAGAAGUAAUAUCGGGAUACGACCCAGGUGUUUGAGUCAUCACGUGAGUUUUCAGGGACGUGCCUGAGAUCCAGGCCUCGAUGCUGGGCGAUAAAGCAGGACAGAGAUGAGCAUGUGCUACGUCUGGACCCAGAGAUGUCAAAUCAAUGCUUAAUACAGACUUUGUAAUUAUAAAUAUCGUCAGUCGUUGUGAUAUUUGUUUGAAUCUUUCCAGCAGAAGUGGUUUUAGGCCUGCUUCUGUAACACAGUAUUAAUAUUGGAAACAUGGUUCUUUUUCUUUCGUGCAAUGCUUCAGACUCCUGAUGCAGUCAUUAACAGAGUGCAGUGUUUGUUUCUCGCUUCACAUGAGCCAUCAGGUGUACUUUUCCUGAUGCCACAUUGGACCAUAUCGAUUUAAGCAGUAGGCUAUUUAAAUUUCAGGGUUUUUUUUGUUUUAGUUCGUUUGUUUGUUCGUUUUUGAAAGUUGCAUGCAUGCACAUAAUGUAAUUGCACUUAUUAUAACUUUGUUUUUACAGUAAUAUUGUAUAAAAGUUUAUAAAUGUACAAGUUUAUCGUGAGGCAUCUGAAUAUGUAAUCGAUUUCUGUGCCAAAUAUUAUUAUGGGAGAGUGAAUUCAUAUUUAACAUAAAAAAUUGUGAAACCUUAGCCUUAUGUGCUAAGAUUUUGAAGAAAAAAAAGUUCAGACGAUGUUCAUUUAUCCUUUGGUUGUAAAGUUUAGUAAAAAGGGUUAGAAAAAAUCCACCUUUUGGUGAAGUCACUUCAUCUCACACUGAAAAAAAGAGAAAAAUCCAACCUUUAAUUGAAAUGAAAUUUAUUCAGAGAAAAACAAAUCCCUCAUUAAGAAAUAUAUCUUCAACAAAAACGUAUGUGCACUAUAUAAAUGACCAGGUAUAAUAUUUUUUCUCAUUUCUUUAACUGGGUUCUCUUUAUCUACUUUUUGGACUUGUGUGAAACUGAUGAUGUUUUAGGUCAUAUUUAUGCAGAAACAGAAAAUCUAAAGGGUUCACAAACUUUCAAUCACCACUGUAUCUUUGUGCAUAUAUAUAUAUAUAUAUAUAUAUAUAUAUAUCAUCUCAUUAUCUGUAGCCGCUUUAUCCUGUUCUACAGGGUCGCAGGCAAGCUGGAGCCUAUCCCAGCUGACUACGGACGAAAGGCGGGGUACACCCUGGACAAGUCGCCAGGUCAUCACAGGGCUGACACAUAGACACAGACAACCAUUCACACUCACAUUCACACCUACGGGCAAUUUAGAGCCACCAGUUAACCUAACCUGCAUGUCUUUGGACUGUGGGGGAAACCGGAGCACCCGGAGGAAACCCACGCGGACACGGGGAGAACAUGCAAACUCUGCACAGAAAGGCCCUCGCCGGCCAUGGGGCUCGAACCCGGACCUUCUUGCUGUGAGGCGACAGCACUAACCACUACACCACCGUGCCGCCCAUAUAUAUAUAUACAUACACACACAUAUAUACAGUAUAUAUAAAAUUUAACAGAUAUUCCACGAAAUCAAAUCGUACAUGAGCUGAUAGCCGACGAGGCACGUAGCACCGACUCGGCUAUAAGCCAUAUAUGACUCAGUUUUGUGGAAUAACUGUUUUAUUCUAUCCACAGUCACUGGAUUUUGAGAAACAGAGCAUUUUUAUUUUUUGCAAAUUCAAUAAAUAAAAACUUUACACAAAAUCUCAUCUCAUCUCAUUAUCUGUAGCCGCUUUAUCCUGUUCUACAGGGUCGUAGGCAGGCUGGAGACUAUCCCAGCUGACUACGGGCGAAAGGCGGGGUACACCCUGGACAAGUCGCCAGGUCAUCACAGGGCUGACACAGAGACACAGACAACCAUUCACACUCACAUUCACACCUACGGUCAAUUUAGAGUCACCAGUUAACCUAACCUGCAUGUCUUUGGACUGUGGGG
Neoarius graeffei (lesser salmon catfish) is the source of this 5087-nucleotide messenger RNA. It is a transcript of the gene rapgef5a, whose product is annotated as Rap guanine nucleotide exchange factor (GEF) 5a. Gene Ontology annotation, biological process: Ras protein signal transduction; positive regulation of GTPase activity. The record is from RefSeq and is a predicted model, not a curated record. The coding region runs from base 128 to 2740 and encodes 870 amino acids. The transcript is spliced from 26 exons. Gene Ontology annotation, molecular function: guanyl-nucleotide exchange factor activity. Gene Ontology annotation, cellular component: plasma membrane. Lineage: Eukaryota; Metazoa; Chordata; Actinopteri; Siluriformes; Ariidae.